CGACGUCGCGCUCCUUCUUUAACGCCUCGCGCUGCUCUCCGUUUGUCGUCGGAGAAAGCUUUCGUCGCAAGAAAAGAUUUUUAAAAAAGAGAGAGAGAGAGAGAGAAGAGCGAUGUUUAGAUAAUGCGUGAAAGAUAUCACUCGGUAUUCCCAAGCUUUAUCUCGUCGCUCGGAGCUCCUUUGCUUUACUCUCCGGGUCUCGUAACUUGCCAAGAAAACCUAAUGACGCCACUGAUUUGGCACGCGUGACGACAGCGUUACAGGACUAAUUAUGUCAUGUGACUCGAUGAUCGCGGAGUUUCCAUCGAGAGAUACGAAACGUGCGUAAGAGCGAAUGGAUUUUUAAGAGGAUGCCACGCAAGGACGCGCUAGCUUGAGCCCUGCACUGCCAUAAAUAAAGUUCAAACGUUGACAACCGAUUGUCAGAGAAGAUUGAUUAUGUCACGUUCUCGUAAACGUAAUUGCUAAACGAGGAAGCGCAAGAGUGACAGCGGAGUGACUUACAGUAUUUUCCCGAUUGAAUAAUAUUUCUUACUUAAAACUCAUUAAAGCGGAGUGUACAUAAAAAGACGUAUAAAUAAUAUAUUCUCAAAAAAUUAAGUAAAUAGUAAAUAGAUGUAAAAGCCAAUGGUUUCAUCGGAGCCGUUAUAAAUCGUCAAAGUUUUGUAUUAACAAGCAUUAGAUUGAUUCUAAUAGACAUGACAAAUGAAUACAUAGUGAAGGCAGAGAUACACGGCUUCGUUGUAACAACCUCAUUUGUGAUGCAAAUAUAGUGUGCCGGUAAAUCAAAUGGUCGUGACAGUAUGACUGAAGAGACUAUUCAUAAAGUAAUUAAAAUAAAACAUAACAGAGUUACGCAAUGCAAUUAUGGUUCGGUACCUCAUCUAUUUUGGACGUUCCGUUAAAAAAGCUAUGAAAAAUCAUGCGGACUUGACGAUCCGAGCGAUAAACGAGCUGCGAAUAAUAUCGAAGGACGAAUUAAAAUACAAUUCGGAACUGUGGAAACAGCGCGCUGAUAUGACAUUAAGAGAAGAUUACCCAUCUCUUUAUCACACACCCGCGAGCGGGAUGACUACAAGAGUAUCGGUUAAAACGUGAGAAUAUGAGAGGAAACGUACAUAGCGAUAUUUUUUAGGGGUCAUGCCCCCUGGGGCAAACAGUGGAACAGAGGGCUUGGGCCCGACCUGUUCUGAGAUACACAACAGCCAGGAUCACGCUAUAGCCAAACUCACGCCUCCCCCUACAUUCGUUCAGCAAUGCUACAGACACCUCAAGAGUUCCGGUGUCGGCGAGGCGAGCGUCUAUCACGCAUUGGUUGUCAUAUUUCUGGAAUUUUUUGCAUGGGGACUGUUAACCAUGCCUAUUAUUAGGGUACUGAAUGAAACCUUUCCGGAUCACACGUUCCUGAUGAAUGGCUUGAUAAUAGGAAUCAAAGGAAUCCUGUCUUUUCUCUCCGCGCCACUGAUCGGUGCUCUCUCCGACGUAUGGGGUCGAAAAUUUUUUUUAUUUAUCACAGUGGCCUUUACAUGCGCACCAAUUCCCCUAAUGAGCAUUAAUACGUGGUGGUUCUUUGCCAUGAUUUCCAUCAGUGGCGUAUUUGCUUGCACAUUCUCAGUGGUGUUUGCAUACGUCGCGGACGUGACGGAAGAAAAUCAAAGAUCACUGGCAUAUGGCUUGGUAUCAGCAACUUUUGCUGCAAGUAUGGUGAUAAGCCCAGCUUUAGGUGCUUAUAUCAUGGAUAUUUAUGGAGAAAAUCUUGCCGUAGCAUUAGCAACAGCUAUCGCAGUCUUAGAUGUGUUUUUCAUAUUAGUGGCUGUACCUGAAAGUUUGCCUGAAAAAACACGUCCACCAGCACCUAUAUCAUGGGAGCAAGCUGAUCCGUUUGCUGCUCUUGGAAAGGUUGGAAAAGAUCAUACUAUUUUAAUGCUGUGUGUUACCGUGUUCCUGAGUUACCUUCCUGAAGCGGGACAGUAUAGUUGUAUAUUUGUUUACUUAAAAUAUGCUAUGGGCUUCUCUAAUCUCAUGGUAGCAAUAUUUAUCGCCGUUGUGGGCAUCCUGAGUGUGGGAGCGCAGAUUGUAUUAGGACCCUUGAUGAAAACACUCGGUAGCAAACAUACCAUAAUGCUCGGUCUGUUGUUUGAGAUGUUACAGCUCAUGUGGUAUGGAUUCGGCUCGCAAACAUGGAUGAUGUGGGCUGCUGGAGUACUUGCUUCUGUAUCAAGCAUUACAUAUCCCGCAAUUUCCGCAUUCGUGUCCAUGCAUUCAGACGCUGAUAAACAAGGAUUGGUACAAGGUAUGGUAACUGGGAUGCGUGGUCUCUGCAACGGACUCGGACCUGCUAUGUUCGGCGUCAUAUUUUAUCUUUUUCACGUUGAUCUUAACGACGACACCCCCAAUCUCCCCUUGAAACCGUUCGUGGACGAAAACAACAGAACGGGAACUAGUACACAUCUUGACAUAAUGCCUCAGGUACAUACAUUAUAUUUGCAGCUCGUACCGGGGCCGCCGUUCGUGUUUGGUGCGUUACUUGUGAUCUGCGCGCUGCUAGUAGCCGCAUUUAUUCCUGAAUCAAAUACGAUGUCAACAGGAUCGUUGCAUCAUCCAUCCACUUCCCGGAGGCCCUCCGGUAAAUACGCAUAUCAGAAAUGUUUGUCCUUGGACGUUCAUUAUGAAGCAGACCGAGUAGGAAGUGGAAGAGGAAAGAUCGGUCCGCUAUCACCACUAGUCGACAAUUGUAAUUCCGCCGCGCUAUAAUGUCUAUUGAAAAAUGUAAACCAAGCCAUAUAACACUCGACGAGAAUAUACUUUAGCCAAGCGGUAAAAACUUCACCCUCAAUUGAGAGGUGAAGAGGUCGUUACUAUGAAGUACACCUGACUCGCAAUCAGGCGACUGUAAUAGAGUUGUCUAUAUUGUAUUAUACUAUUUGUUUAAGGCAGUAACUAAGCUUGAUUUUAGGAACUUAUCGAUGGAACUUAAUGUUUAGGUUGUGACAAAUUUGCACAAGCAGUGCUUGUGCGAUAAUACCGUGGGUUGAUCUCAGAGUCGAGUUUAAUCGUACGACAAGCGUGUUAUGUUGUGGAAAAAACGUAACAUUGAUUUAGAUCUUCCUUUUCAAGAUUCUAGCGCCGACUAUUAAAUCAGAAGUCAAAUCAGAUAGAUGAUUAAUUUUACGCCAAGUAAAAUCAUUGACUCUUUUACGCAGCUCGCCAACGGCACAAAACGAUACAUCGGUGAAAAUUGAAAAAAAAAAUCCGUAUUUUACUAGAUUUAUAUACCUUGAAUAUUAAUCCUUUGAUGAUUAAUACUUUGAUGUCGUAUCCUUUUCUUUUGUUUCUAAUUUAUGUUACCACUUUUUCACAUCAAAUGCUAAUGUAAAUUGCGCAAUGUAUUUUUGCAUCUCCGUACAUUCAUAGCACUAGGAACUAGCUUUUACACAUUCCUUGUAAGCAUAAUUUUUGCAUACAAAAAGCAGCAUUAAUUGACAAUUGAAAAGGAUGCAAAUUCUUUAAAUCGUAUUUUCUUUUUGUACAGGUAUGAUAUAUAGUAAUUACCUAUCAUUCUUGUAUAUCAUACACCAUAUAAUUUAGCAAAUAUUUAUAGAUCGUGCGACUUGUUUCCUUCUGCACAAACUAUUUAUUUUAAUACUUAGAAACUACGAAUAUAACGAGAAAGGCCUGAAUGCUAGGAACAAGUUAUACAAAGUGAUAGUUUGUCAUUCAAAGACAAUGGUAGACGUUAUGAGUAAAAUGAAAUAUUAAUUAUUAAUUGAGAAUCAAUAGUUCUCUUAAAUUAUGUGUGUUAUAAUCGGAGUCACAUUGAUGUUAAAACGAAAAGAAACGUUUUACAAUAGAAUAGAAUCUUGUAUAUAUUUUGCUUCUAUUUUACAAAAAUAUCAAAACUUUUAGGAAAAAUCUGUUUUAAUACAGUGGCAUUGAUUUAUAUACAUAUAAAAUUUUGAUUGUGUUUAAACUUUAAGUAAUGCGAUUUACCUUUGAUUCGUGUUCUUAGUAUGUUUAUAUAAAAUAGUAUGUUCACACAAAUAGAAUCAUUUAAAAUUACCUUGUAGGAAACGACAAGUAAUUUUUAGUUACUAUAAUGGAUUGAUCUUAAAAUCAUUGAACUCUUAAAUUUGAUUUGUCUCGAUAAAAGUCAAAGGAUGAUUAAUGACAUAUGCAAAUUAAUUGAAAAUAAUAACAAUAAUACACCCUUAUCACAAAUUACAAACCUCUUGAUUCUUGUUUCGUAAUUUUUGAUAUUUGUACACGAUUGUGAUUAUCUUCCGAAGAAAUUCCAAGUUACAUCAAUUAUUUGAUGGAUAUUUAUUGGAUGAUAUUAACACUGAAUCGUUUUAUAAAUAAAAAUAAUAAAUAUGUAUUUUAUACAUAUUUAAUAUUAACUCAUUUUUUAUAUACGUCUGUUCGAAACAAAACAAUUUACUAGAUAUUGAAGAUUUCAGUCAAUAUGGCUCAUAAUCUUUGUCGAAUGUAUUAAAAUUCGUGCGUUUUCUAGAAUCUAGCUGUAUUACAGUAAAGUAUUACAGGACGAAGUAGAAAUUGUGAGCAGGUGUAAACAGUGCAAUUGCAGUUCUAUAGUUUCCGUUUGUAUUUCCUUAGAGUUACUUACGAACUCGCUCUCGUACACUAAGAAGUAAAUAUUUACGCAACUGUAUUAUAAAUAUACAAAGCAAACAGGAAGAUUAUAAUAUUAAGGAUAAAACAUAGAAAAUAAGUCUUAACUCUAUCAUGAGUUAAGUAAUUGUAUAUGUAUAAUGUACGAUGAAUGCAUUAAUAAAAAGUGAUUAUUUUUAAGAUAAA
Messenger RNA from Wasmannia auropunctata (little fire ant), 4815 nucleotides. Its product is annotated as hippocampus abundant transcript 1 protein. NCBI's taxonomy places the organism in Eukaryota, Metazoa, Arthropoda, Insecta, Hymenoptera, Formicidae. Bases 1141 to 2754 code for a protein of 537 amino acids. Gene Ontology annotation, molecular function: transmembrane transporter activity. The record is from RefSeq and is a predicted model, not a curated record. Gene Ontology annotation, cellular component: membrane. Gene Ontology annotation, biological process: transmembrane transport. The transcript is spliced from 7 exons.